Linum tenue is the source of this 1236-nucleotide messenger RNA. The record is from the annotation of a GenBank genome assembly. Lineage: Eukaryota; Viridiplantae; Streptophyta; Magnoliopsida; Malpighiales; Linaceae.
AUGUCCAACAGAUCAGCCGACGACGAUGGCCGCCCGAUGCGAACCGGUACGUGGGUGACGGCGAGCGCCCACAUAAUCACGGCGGUGAUUGGGUCAGGGGUUCUGUCCCUGGCUUGGGCAAUCGCCCAGCUGGGUUGGGUGGCCGGACCGGCGGUUCUCGUCAUCUUUUCUCUCAUCACCCUUUUCACCUCCACCCUGCUCGCCGACGCCUACCGCCACCCGGACCCGGUCACGGGCCAGCGCAACUACACCUACAUGGACGCGGUCCGGGCCCAUUUAGGUGGGCUCAGUGUCCGGUUUUGCGGCGUGGCCCAGUACGCGAACCUUGUCGGCGUCACCGUCGGUUACACCAUCACCGCGUCAAUCAGCAUGGCGUCGGUUCAGAGAUGGAGUUGUUUCCACGAGGGGGACAAGUGCCACGUGUCCACGACGCCGUACAUGAUCAUCUUUGGCAGCAUCCAGCUGAUCCUUUCCCAGGUGCCCAACUUCCACAAGCUGUCGUGGAUCUCCAUCCUGGCCGCCGUCAUGUCCUUCACGUAUUCCCUUAUUGGCUUGGGUCUCUCCGUAGCCAAACUUGACACCCUGAAAUCGAGCCCAGCGGAGAACAAAGCAAUGAAACGGGCAAGUUUGGUGGGCAUCUCAACGACAACCGUUUUCUACCUCCUCUGCGGCUGUGUGGGCUACGCGGCGUUUGGAAAAGACGCGCCGGGGGAUUUACUCUCCGGGUCCGGAUUCGAUCAUCCGGUGUGGCUCCUAAAUGUAGCCAACGUCUGCGUGGCUAUUCACCUCGUUGGCGCCUACCAAGUGUUUGCACAGCCGAUUUUCAGUUUCGUGGAGACGAGCUGUCGUCAAAGGUGGCCAGAGGACAAGUUCGUGACGACGGACCACCAGAUUAACAUUCCAAUUCUGGGUGGAACGAGCUUUCACGUCAACGGGUUCAGAGUGGUUUGGAGGUUUGCAUACGUGGCGGUGACCACAGUCUUGGUCACAUUAAUCCCGUUCUUCAACAUCUUUCUGGCACUUAUCGGGGCAGUUUCCUUUUGGCCGCUGACCGUAUACUUUCCGAUCGAGAUGUACAUUGCCCGAUCGAAAGUUCCCAAGUUCUCCUUCUCCUGGAUUGGCCUGCAAGCCUUGAGCCUGGUCUGUCUGCUAGUUUCACUCGUCGCAGCAGCGGGAUCGGUGGAGGGUCUGAUACAGUCUCUAAAAAUGUACCACCCUUUUAAGAAUGAAGUAUAA